Molecule: messenger RNA, 842 nt
Organism: Cuscuta campestris
Lineage: Eukaryota; Viridiplantae; Streptophyta; Magnoliopsida; Solanales; Convolvulaceae
Source: the annotation of a GenBank genome assembly
CGAAAUAAGUUUUAAAUUAUACGAAGUAUUUCAAAUUUAAAGGUGGCUUGACUGUUUGUUAUUUUAAAAAAAUUAGAAAAAAAGACUAAAAUAUGAGUAAUAUAUUGGAAAUAUACCAAAAUAGGGGUUCCAUGUUUUUAUUGUCGAAAUAAGAAUUAAAAUAUAUUUACAUUACCAAUCAUGACCAUGUACAUUACGUAAAAUGCACAUGCACAGUUUGAACUCCUAUUUAGAUACCUAAAUUGUUGAAGCGAAUGGUAAAAAACAAAGCAAGGGUAGAAGGAUCUAUUGCUAAUGCGUAUAUUGUGAGAGAAGCAUCUCAUUUUUGUUCGCAUUACUUUGAAGAUCAUGUUUACACUCGACUACACAGUGUACCGCGUAAUGAUGAAGGAGAUGUUCCUGCACCCAUCGAAAGCAACCUAAGCAUUUUCCAAAGCGCAGGACGCUUAAGCGGUAAGACGAAAAAGCGAAGGCUUUCUGAUGAUGAGUUAAAGGCGCUGCAUCAUUACCUUAUGCUAAAUAGUGUCGAUAUUGAACCAUUCAUUGAGAAAUAUGUCGAUUCAUUACGUGACUCAAAUCCUGACAUUACUGAUGAGGCUUUACUGUUGCAAAUGGAAGAAAGUUUUGCAUCAUGGCUUGGGAAAUUGUUGAUACACCGCAAGUUAUUCGUGAUGUAUCAAGGGGACCUCUACCCGUCGUCAGCACAUAUCCAAUUUGUUAUGUCAAUGGUUAUCGCUUUCACACUGAGACUCACGGUGCCAAACGUGCCACGUUUAACAGCGGUGUGUCUAUUGUUGGAGAGCAUUGUUCUUACUANCUGAAGUUCGAAAUGUAAGGUUGGG